Chelonia mydas (Green sea turtle) is the source of this 5415-nucleotide messenger RNA. RefSeq names its product RAN binding protein 3 (gene RANBP3). The coding region runs from base 387 to 2291 and encodes 634 amino acids. Gene Ontology annotation, cellular component: nuclear pore; cytoplasm. Gene Ontology annotation, biological process: protein export from nucleus. The record is from RefSeq and is a predicted model, not a curated record. Gene Ontology annotation, molecular function: GTPase activator activity. The transcript has 21 exons. Lineage: Eukaryota; Metazoa; Chordata; Testudines; Cheloniidae.
CUGGCCCGAGGGCAGAGGUGGGGAGGGAUAUUAUGUAGCUUGGGGUUUAGGAACUGUGGAGUGUGUAUGUGUGCGCAUGCUCCAUGUUACUCUGGAUGCGGAGUCGGACUCCACGCCUCCCUCAGGAUCUCUGAUAUUCCUGUAGCGGGUGGGUUUGGCGCAGGCGCACUAUUUUUCUAACCGUGAGCGGCGGAAUGAAGAGAACUGCUGUUUUCAGGGCAUGCGUACUACGAGAGUGAGGAGCCAUGUCCAACGGAGCAUGCGCUGUGUGUCCUGUCUUGACUGGGGCGCGGGAUACGCCGCGCAUGCGCUCCAUCGCUGUGUCUGUUGUAAGUCGGACUCCGGCUGGUCGCGCGCUGCACUCUGGGAGUGAUUGAGGAAGUAAAAUGGCGGAUUUAGCGAACGAAGAAAAACCUGCCAUUGCUCCACCCGUCUUUGUGUUUCAGAAGGAUAAAGCACAGAAGGCAAGGUCAGCUCCCACACUGCUGUCCUGGGCAACACAGUAUGGGGACGAGUCCCCUGCAGAGCAAAAAGGUUUGUCGGAUUCAGGCGAGGACCCACAGGGAGAGGCUGAGUCCCCCCACGGUGGUAUGGGUCACACAGAAUCAGCUGGUGAGCGCGACUUUGAGCUUCCUGCUCCCGCUGUUGCCUCAGUCAGUACUCUGAUUCCUGCUUCUGAAGCCCAGCUUGCUCCUAUUCAACAAGAACUGGCAGGGAGGUCAGCAGAUGGGUCAAGUCCAGAAGAUGGAGAAGAAUCUGACCAUGAGGAUGGGAGUUACUGUCCUCCUGUAAAACGUGAAAGAACUUCAUCUUUAACACAGUUCCCUCCUUCACAGACAGUAACAAAGAACAAUGUCUUUAUGCCAUCAAGCUUCUGUGAACCUUCUGCAGGAAAUUCUGACUCGGAACCAGAGGAAAAGAGCAGUGGAUUCCGGCUGAAACCACCAACACUUAUCCAUGGCCAGGCACCUAGUGCAGGUCUCCCAAGCCAGAAACCUAAGGAACAGCAACGAAGUGUACUACGCCCUGCAGUUUUACAAGCACCACAGCCUAAGGCUUUUUCACAAAUGGUUCCCAGCAGUGGGACCAAUGGUGUAAACAUCCUACCAGACUCUGCGGUGGCAGCCACAUCAGAAUUAUUAAGUAACACAACACAGAAAGCUUCUGAUGGUGAAGACCAGGAGCUUGAAUUGGAGGCCGAUUCUUCGCUGGAUGAGAAUAGGUCAGCUCCCGGGCUGCUGCACUGGGCAACACCGUAUGGAGAGGAGGUGAAAGAAUGUCAGAAAAAUGAGUCUAACAAUACUUCAGAGGAUGAAAAUGGCGAGAAAUCAGAGCACAAUGCACAGCAAGCAUUUGUAUUUGGGCAAAACUUAAGAGACAGAGUUAAGUUGGGAAAUGAAAGUGAUGAAACAGCUGAUGUACAGAAUGCUGGGCUUCCAAGCUCGGAAACGCCAUCGGCAACAAACUACUUUCUGCAGUACAUCAGUUCCAAUUUAGAGAACUCAACAAACAAUGCAGAUGCUUCCAGCAACAAAUUUGUAUUUGGACAGAAUAUGAGUGAGAGAGUCUUGAGCCCACCAAAAUCAAAUGAAGCUGGUACAGAAAGUAGCAAGGAAAAUGCUGCUACAGAAUCUGGCUCUGAAUCUUCUUCACAGGAAGCUACUCCAGAGAAAGCUAAUAAUAUUUCAGAAUCACUGGCAGAGUCUGCAGCAGCCUAUACUAAAGCAACAGCAAAGAAGUGUUUGCUGGAGAAGGUAGAGGUGAUCACUGGGGAAGAAGCAGAGAGCAAUGUGCUACAGAUACAAUGCAAGUUGUUUGUGUUUGAUAAGAACUCUCAGUCUUGGGUGGAAAGAGGUAGAGGACUUCUGAGACUCAAUGAUAUGGCAUCAACAGAUGAUGGAACAUUACAAUCUCGACUAGUAAUGCGGACUCAGGGGAGUCUCAGGUUAAUCCUGAACACCAAGCUCUGGGCUCAGAUGCAGAUUGACAAAGCCAGUGAAAAGAGUAUUCGUAUCACAGCCAUGGAUACAGAGGACCAGGGAGUCAAAGUUUUUCUGAUAUCGGCAAGCUCUAAAGAUACAGGACAGCUGUAUGCUGCAUUACACCAUCGGAUCUUGGCUCUACGGUGUAGAGUGGAACAAGAGCAAGAAGCGAAGAUCACAGCACCUGAGCCAGAGGUAACGCAAUCAAAUGAAGAAGAUAGUGAUGACGAUGAUGUCAUUGCUCCUUCAGGAUCUGCUGGAAGUGGUCCUAAUGAUGAAGGAGAUGGGCAGAAUAUUGGCAGCACAUAGCAGCUGUGAGCCCAUCUGCCUGCAAGGCUGCUGCAAACACCAUCUUGCAGGCACCUCUGUGGAUACCCCAGGCCAGCGAUUGUUCCAGGCAGUGCUGAAGGCUCCAGGACUUAGGAACUGUGCAUCCCUGUUCUGUUUGUUUGGUUUUUUUGGUCUGGAUCAGUAGAUUCCACAAAAAAAAAAAGCAGACUUGGAAACUGCCUGAAUGUGGUUUGGGACAUGAAAGCUCAUCAUAUUGAUGAGCAGAAAAAUAACAUUUCCCCUUUUCCUUGUAAUUGAAAUGGCACAUUAUGACUUGUCACAGCUUUCAUUGGGACCUUUUGACUGUUUCUUCAGUAGCUCAUGUUUUGCAGGCCUCUGAGAUAGAACUUUCGAGCACGGUUCCAACUUGAAUUCUUCUUUCUUAACCCCCGCUUCUCCCUUUUCAGUUCCUGCUGCCUGCAGAGAAGCUGUGCUCUUCUCUGUUCAUGCACUCACUGAUUACCCUUCUGGCUUCGUUCUCUUUGGAUUGCAGAGAGGGCAGCAUUUUCUUACCUUAAUCCCAAUGUGAUUUGUGGAUACCAUUGUCCUUUGUCGGUCGGUCUGUACACAGAGGUUAAAAAAAAGGUGUCUUGACAGGAAAGCCUUGUACUGAGUUAAUAAGAGACUUUAAAGUUCACUGGACAUUUUGCUAACCCUUUCCUUCUUCCCGCCCACUUCCAAUGUUAUUAUUUGGGGGUUUAUAUUGUGCUGAUACUUUUGUUUUAUUUUAGAUCUGAAUAAGUUGCUCUUGUGUGUUGAGAAAGUGAAACUAUUGUUUUGUACUGUUCUUUUCUGUUACUAUUUAAGGGAGAGCUAAGCCACUAUAAAUAAUAGGUGUUGCAUACAAUUUUUCAUAGUAAACUUAUGUUCUUGUGGCUGUGAUUAAAGCUUAGGGUGGCAUACAGAUCACACACCUUCAGAACAGCUGAAACACAGCUGUCUGCCUUUGGAAGAAUGAUGUGGGCUCAUUUGGUGAGUUGGGCAAGCCAUUACAACAGAUCUAUACACAAAAAAGCUGUUCUCAUUAAAGGUGUCUACAUUGCAGUUAGACACCUGUACCUGCCCAUGCUAGCUGAUGGGGGGGGUCCCGGGGCUCAGGCUGGUGGGCUGUGUCAUUCCAGUGUAGACGUCUGGAGUCGGGCUGCAGCACGAGCUCUGGGGCUCUCCCAACUCACAGGGUCCCAGGAUUCAGGCUCCAGCCCAAGCCUGGAAGUCUACACUGCAGUGACAUUACCCCCCAGCCCGAGCCUUGGGAGCCCAAGUCAGCUGGCAGAAGCCAGCCGCAGGGUUUAUUUGCAUACCCUCAGUGACUUGAGUUUCAGUUCAACAAAGUACUUAACCAUUGUCCCUAACUUUAAGCACAUGAGUAAUCACAUUCACAGUAAGGGGAUUACUCCUAUGCUUAAAAUUAGCACACAUGCUGGAGCACUUGCUGAACUGGGGGCCUUAAUGAGCAAAUUACUUUCUAAACCUCCCUUUCCCUUUCUUGUCGCCUUAGGUUUUGCAGUAUGAAGAAUUAUUGCUAGCUUUGAUUAACUUGUGCUGAAGAAUGAUGAUUCCUGUUUUGCCAAAUAAAGGCAAAAAAGUGUUUUUCUGUGUAAUUCUGAAGGGUUCCUUCUGUAACCACAGUUCAUUUUGCUUUUGUCAUUUUUUAACCUUUCGGCCUCUUGUGUCAAACUCACAAUGACUGUGUUUUAGUAACCAAUUGAUACAAUAUCUCAUUCCUGUCCAGUAAAGAUGGAAUACAUAGCCAGCUAAGAACAGUGUGUAGCCCACUUUCCUAUAAAUAUCCCCAUUUUAUUUUAUUUUCUCUUAUAAUUGCAUACUCUUUGUACAAAUUUUUCAUUUAGAUUGGGGAGAACUAAAAUGCAUCUUCAAAAAAAAAAAAAAAAAGAAAGAGGAAGAAGAAAUAUUUAGUGCAGGAAACCUUGAAAAUGGAAACCCAAGAGUUCUUGUAACACAAAAGCAGCUGGGGAAACCAUUCAGAUUGAUUAAGCAGCUUUUAUAUUAAUGAAAACCCACACCUUUUAUAGUCAGGAGUCCAAAGUGUAUUUAGCUUGUUCUCUUUGUAUUUUUCCUAUUGUCAAUAGCUAACUGUUGCCAGGGGUUUUAGUUGCUUGUUUUCCUGACUUAGCCCAUUGAAGGAAUUCCUGGUGUUACUCUUUCUGGGGGUGGAAAGGGCUCGGGAUUAGCUGUGCCACUGCAUUUGUGACCUCUCUGGAUUGUCUGCUCAUGCAGUCUGUGGGUAUUGUUCUUUCUCCAUAGAGGGAAUUGUAUCUUUUGUCAUGCACAAGCCGAUUGACGCUCUCUUUUCGUGCUCCUCACAAGCAGAAAUCUGGCAGAUUUUUAAUCCUCUGCAAGUGUUUAUCUGCCCCCACACACUUUGGGAAUUCUUUGGUUUGCAUUAAGAGAUCUGCAUUUCUUUUGGACCUUUUUUUACGUGGAUAUUCAAAUGAAUUUAAAAUACUCUCUUAAAAUAAAUUUUCAAAGUAAAGCUUCUGAUUUCCAACAUAAAGAUUAUUACAGAAGAUAAAGAAGUUAAUAAGGUGUCUUUGUUGCAGGGCCUAACUGUGGAAUACUAGAUGUUACUUCCUGCUCCCAAACUCCACUUUUUUUGGAAGUGUGUGUGUGUAGGGGCUCACUUUCGGGCAUUUCACAAUAGUGUUACAUUGACAAAUGCAUUAACAUCCAGAAGAAUGGAAUAAGCAUGCUUGUUUUCAUGGGGUGCAGUAGUAUUAAACAGUUACCUACAGAGUUUUCUUAAAAUCUGGCAGCUGUUUACUGGUAAAACUUGGGUUUCAGCUAGAAGCCUUGCAUAUAUGUUUAUAGUAUAAUAACUAUAAAAUAUUUCAUCUUCGUCCAAAAUAUUAUACUCUAUAAACCAUUCACAGAAUUGGCCAAAAGUUAAUUUCAAGCCCUGUCCAGAAAGAUAUAGUUAGGCCAGAUCUAAACGUUAUUACACUUUCUGCUUUAAGCCUUAGUAAACUAGUGACAAGUAAAACCAGAUAAUGCCCAUGUGUUUUGAAAGAUUUAUGUAAGAUUGUCAUAUCAAUUGUAUUUGGGAAUUACAUUAAAACUUUUAACAAAAACAAAAAACCAAUAA